AUGUUCUACCUCUACCACCGGCUAGGGAUUCAGUCCAAUGUCCUGGUUUCGGCUCGCUAUGCUGCUGCCCAGCCAGGCAGCCAGCGUCUCGUCCUUUCCGAAGAAGCGGUCUUCACUGCUCUGCACGCCCUUGUCUCCAAGUACCCGGAACUGGCCCUAGUCGGAGUAGUAGAGUCGGUCAAAGACAAGAAGCAUCUUCUUUCUCUGGCGUCGCUGAACACCGUAGACCUCGACUCGUGUGUCGAGUUCAUCGGCGAGGAGCAGGCGGUGGACGCGGAAUUCCUCGAAGCCCUCCACGCCCAGUGGCAUUGGGCAGAUGCAGAAGUCAAGCCUGGCAAGCCGUUGUGGAAGGUCAUCGUGGUCGGGCAUCGGGACGUCGUAUUCGUGUUCCAUCACCUCGUCUGCGACGGCGCAUUCGGGAUGACGUUCCACCGCGAGUUCCUUGCCGCACUCAACGCCGCGGCGACUUCGAAAGCCAACUCGGCGCCCUCGCAUACGGUUCACUUAGACGCCGAACGCGUGAGACUGAGCAAGAGGCUCGAAGACACGAUUCACAAGAAGCCGUCGAUACUCGGCGUCAUGUACAACCUGUUUUUGUUUCUCUUCUAUCGUUUCUUUUACGCCAAGAAGCUCUUCUUCGUCGACUUCCCGAAGCCAAAGGCUAUUCUCACGGAUCCGAUGAUCAUCGCCCAAUCCGCAGAUCGAACCGCCACCAAGGUAGUCACAUGCCGCAUUCCCGCUGAAAAGACAACAGCCAUUAUCGCUGCCUGCCGCGCGCAUGGCACGACAUUUACACCGUUCCUGGCUGUCAUGAUCGCGGGCACGCUGGCGACGGACUUCUACCCAGACGCCGAGGUCGGGUUUACCCGGUACGCUGUGGAUAUGAGGGCUACAGGGUGCUUCAAGACUCAAUCCGAAGACGAGGGAAAACUGCUCAACCUGGCCGCAAGCCUCCCGGAACUUGAACGGUUGAAGAAAUACCGCCAGGCGUUCCCCAAGUCGGCAUUACAGGGCGGGAAGCAGCAGGUAGCCAUCGACGCCAAGGCCGUGUGGGCGCUCGUCCAAGAUUACGGGAGACGGAUGAAGGAGUCGUGUGCCGGAGGCGAGGAGUCCCACCUCUACAAGGCUUGGCUCAGCGGCAACGCGCUAGGCCCAUCGCUCGAGGACUUUGCGGCCAAGCUUCCGAGCAUGGGCUUGUUCAUGCAGAACAGCUUCUCCAUCUCGAACCUCGGGGCCCUCCAAGCCGUACCGCAGGGAACGAACCUCGAGGAGCCGGUUGUGAAGAUUGAAGACGUGCAAUUCUCGGCCGGACCUGUCCAGGGGACGGUUGGUUAUCAUGGGAUCGUGUUCAACGUAGCUGGAGCUGCGGGCGGCGAGACUGUCAUCAAUGCUUGCACUGAGAAGGACAUGCCACCAGACGGAAUGUCUCAGGCUGUCCUGGAUGGUCUUAUGGCCCGAAUCGAUGCGUUGCUAUCGUAG
Colletotrichum graminicola M1.001 is the source of this 1479-nucleotide messenger RNA. RefSeq lists its product as uncharacterized. The coding region runs from base 1 to 1479 and encodes 492 amino acids. NCBI's taxonomy places the organism in Eukaryota, Fungi, Ascomycota, Sordariomycetes, Glomerellales, Glomerellaceae. The transcript has a single exon. The record is from RefSeq and is a predicted model, not a curated record.